CCACUUGAGCCACAGGUGCGGAGAAGGGGAGUCUUAAUGGAGUAGUUGACAGUCCUUAACACGAAGUUAGGGUGAUAAAGCUCCCAAUUUGGAAUAGUUGAUUUGCUGCAGGGCUCACUAUGGUGGUCAAAUGUUUUCUUUACCCUUUUUUCUGGAAAUCAAUUUCUUUAAAUAUGGUAUGUUUAUUGGCCUAGGUUCCCACUCUAGGACGCCGUCAGCAGAGCACCCUUUCCACUGUGACUCCAGCCCCGUGCCCUGUGGGGCUGGCUUCAGUGCCAUGGCGACAGAGGAGAAGAAGCCAGAGACCGAGGCUGUCAGAGCACAGCCAGCGCCUUCCUCAUCAGCCACUCAAAGCAAGCCCACACCUGUUAAACCAAACUACGCUCUAAAAUUCACCCUUGCUGGCCACACCAAAGCAGUAUCCUCCGUGAAAUUCAGCCCAAAUGGAGAGUGGCUGGCAAGUUCAUCUGCUGAUAAACUCAUUAAAAUUUGGGGAGCAUAUGAUGGAAAAUUUGAGAAAACCAUAUCUGGUCACAAACUGGGAAUAUCUGACGUAGCCUGGUCAUCAGAUUCCAACCUCCUUGUUUCUGCCUCAGAUGAUAAAACCUUGAAGAUAUGGGAUGUGAGCUCGGGAAAGUGUCUGAAAACUCUGAAGGGGCACAGUAAUUAUGUCUUUUGCUGUAACUUCAACCCCCAGUCCAACCUCAUCGUCUCAGGCUCAUUUGAUGAGAGCGUGAGGAUAUGGGACGUGAAGACAGGGAAGUGCCUCAAGACUUUGCCAGCCCACUCGGAUCCAGUCUCAGCCGUUCAUUUUAAUCGUGAUGGAUCCUUGAUAGUUUCAAGUAGCUACGAUGGUCUCUGUCGCAUCUGGGACACCGCCUCGGGCCAGUGCCUGAAGACACUCAUCGACGAUGACAACCCCCCAGUGUCAUUUGUGAAGUUUUCUCCGAACGGAAAAUACAUCUUGGCUGCCACGCUGGACAACACCCUGAAGCUCUGGGACUACAGCAAGGGGAAGUGCCUGAAGACAUACACUGGCCACAAGAAUGAGAAAUACUGCAUAUUUGCCAAUUUCUCCGUCACUGGCGGGAAGUGGAUUGUAUCCGGUUCGGAGGACAACCUGGUUUACAUUUGGAACCUUCAGACAAAAGAGAUUGUACAGAAAUUACAAGGCCAUACAGAUGUUGUGAUCUCAACAGCUUGUCACCCGACAGAGAACAUCAUCGCCUCAGCUGCACUAGAAAAUGACAAAACAAUUAAGCUGUGGAAGAGUGACUGCUAAGCCCUUGGCUACCCCGAGAGACUGUCGGGACUUGAUCUGGAUUGGCAAGAACAGUGGGUGUCGAGGAUGUGGCCCUGGUCUGGGCCCGGGGACCUGGGCAGGGGCUGACUUGAGCCUUCUCCUCUUUGAAGACAAUUUGGCUGAGGGGGAGUGGACCACUGGAAAGUCCUAAUUUCCUGGUGACAUUUCUUGCCAAUUCGUCUAACACUGUCUAGGGAAGUAUUCCUAGUCUGUAUUGUGUUCAGAGUCAACAAAAAUUUUUAAUUUUUUAUUACAAAAGGGUGAAGUUCAAUUUAUCAUGAGUUGUGUUUUUCCAGUAAAUGUUCUGUAUCUCUUUUGAUAUUCUGCCCCAUCUUCACCACCAUGGCUCUGGCCUGCUGGUCUCUCCCGCCUCAUCCUCUGUGGUCCUGGUCCCCUGUCUGUCACAUAGGUGCUCUAAAACAUGGCUCCAGCUGUUCACGAUUCCUGCCUGUCAUAGUACCCAGCGUAUUUUCAAGUCUUUUCUGGAAACGUAGCAUUGUGAGGUUAUUUCCAUGUAAAGCACCUUUGUGUCCUGGGUUCACAGUUCAUGCGCUGAUAGCAUGGAGAUCGUGGUUUCCGUCCCACUGAUGUUCAGACCACAAGCAGCAGCACAGACCGUAAUAAAAGGAGGGAGUUGUAAAUGGUUGUGGCAACUGCGUCCUCAUGUGAAGCUUGUCUCCACUUGGCUUUUGUAGAGAAAGCCUCACAACUGGCAAAAGGCUGGAAGGAUUUCUCUGGGAGGGCAAGUGUUCCUGGCUCUGAAGACGGCCUUUCCUCUGCGGGGUCACUGUGUGCUAAAUGGUGGGAGGAGCAAGGGCUGUUGAGCCCUGGUCUCCCGGGUGGGUCCCUGUGUCAGGUAGGACUGAGUGGCCCCUGGAACGGGCCCUUUGGGGUCAGAUGUUCUUCAUGAGCCUCACAGCCCCCGCCCCGUCCUUGCUCCUGCAUGUCGUGGCUUCUUGGUGCUCAGGUCUGGGGGAGGCAGUGGCGGUGCUCAGCUGCAGAGCAGCUCAAACCCGAGUCUGCUCACAGAGACCUUUGUAGUGGAGGCCUGCUGUGCACAGCCUCCGGGCUGCAGGAGGGUGGCUCUGUCCUGUGAGUACCUGUGGAGUCUAUGGUCUGGGGUGUGGACAAACCUGUUGGGCCUUCGGUGGGGUGGGCUCAGGAGAGCCCGGGGGGCCUUAUGUGUGGGUGCAGGGCUUGGCCCUUGGCCAGGUCUCCUGGGGGUCCUCUAGUGGUACAGGGUGGGGAACCUGCCAUCGAAGGCAUCUGGAAAUGAGCUGCAGGCAGGCAGUUUCCUCAGCCCGGCUUUUGGUAGAUGCAUAAAUGAGUCACCUGGCCCAAGAAGUAAAUUGCUGCAGCAGAAUGGGUGGUUUUUUGUCCUUAGCACUCAAGGCCUGAGCCCCUUGUCUCAGUGUCCGAUCCCCCUGCUUUGGGACUUGCUAAGGGCCUUGAGGUUCUUCCAGCUCUGGUGUCAUUGCUCACUCCUGGGAGGGGAUGGGUGAGCUGUGCAGAGCGCUGGAUCCCUGAAUAUAGUUUAUUUUUUCUACAUUUGAAUUCUCUGUUGUAGAUUUAUGUAAAAAUACAUUCUCUUUUUGAAAAUAAAGAUUUUCAUGUCUUCUAA
Otolemur garnettii (small-eared galago) is the source of this 2924-nucleotide messenger RNA. RefSeq names its product WD repeat domain 5 (gene WDR5). The record is from RefSeq and is a predicted model, not a curated record. The transcript has 13 exons. NCBI's taxonomy places the organism in Eukaryota, Metazoa, Chordata, Mammalia, Primates, Galagidae. Gene Ontology annotation, cellular component: Set1C/COMPASS complex. Gene Ontology annotation, molecular function: histone binding. The coding region runs from base 131 to 1282 and encodes 383 amino acids.